Messenger RNA from Emericellopsis atlantica, 2980 nucleotides. RefSeq names its product pre-mRNA splicing factor CLF1. The transcript has a single exon. Lineage: Eukaryota; Fungi; Ascomycota; Sordariomycetes; Hypocreales; Bionectriaceae. Bases 290 to 2602 code for a protein of 770 amino acids. The record is from RefSeq and is a predicted model, not a curated record.
CUUCACGGCGCGACAGUCGCAGUUGCACGGUCGACUGCACCCUGCAAAUUGGCUGGGCCACGACCAACACUUACACCUCUCGCGUGUCAACUAUUAUCUACCGGUGUCUCUGCGACCGCUGCUCAUCUGAAAUUCAAGAGCGACUGGCACCGAGCAUCAUCUGCGUUACGUGCUCAACAACACAGCUGGGCCAUCUUGCCCUGAGGAGAUCUACGUGACCUUACGCCGACAACGAAUUGAGCUGUUUCUGGAAUCAUUCGUCCCCGAUCUUGGAGGACGAGCGGCCAAGAUGGGUCAACCUGAGCCGCCGUCGUCCCUCGACAAUUCGUGCUCUGUCAUUCAUGACAACACACUCUACGUCUACACGCCUGAGGCGUUUCUUUCGAUUCGUUUGGAGGAAGGAGCCGAAUGGGAGGAGUUGAGCUACGGUGAAUCAGUAGAGGGCGCCACAUGCGUUGGCGCAUCGCCGCCGGAUCCCGAUGCUGCUGGGUUUUGGGUAGUUGGGGGCGUAGGUGGCUCGACAGGUCUGCAGAAGUACACUUUCUCCUCCGGAGAGUGGUCUUCGCCAAGUCCGCGCGAUGAUGUCGUCAAAGAUCGCCAGCACCAUAGCUCGGUAUACAUCAAAGCCAAUGACGAGAUCUUGGUGUUCGCCGGAACAAGGGAUGGCUCGGCUUCUGCCACGCUGGAGACGUUCUCCAUUGACGCAUCAGAGCCCUAUGGCGUGUCAAGUCACGAUCCCAAUGGCGCCCCCAAUGCCGUCCGCCCGUACCUCCUGAGUUGGACUGAUGCGGACGCCCUAAUGGUUGGCGGUGGAGCGGAGAACACCAAGGUCUUCCUGUUCAAUCCUACUGCUGGGUGGAGAGACUUUGGGGCCAGUCUUGCCGAUCCUCUCACCAAGGACGCCACUCAGGUUGGGGCCGCCCUCGCCCAUGGCUCCGAUGGCUCGCAAAACCUUUACCUGUUCGAUAUGUCUGAGUCGCCCAACAAAGUCACGCGUGCCGUCCUGCAGGACGGCUCCGGCACUCCAAUCCUCAACUCGCCAACACUUUUCGAGCGAAGUCUGGAAACACGCCAGGACGACAACGCAUGGCCUUCCUACAAUGACACUCUGGCGCCUGAGACAACUCGUCAGAAUUUUGGCAUGGCUCAAGGCUCCGAUGGCAUGAUUGUCUUCACCGGAGGUAAUGACCAAGAGCCUCUGGGCAUGUUCAACGGGCUUGAGAACAAAUGGAUGAACGCAACUGGCCUUCUCGUCGAGGAAGAGAUCAAGGCGCAGAGUCUGAGCAGUAGCAGUACCGGCACAUCCACAACCUCGACCUCGAUCUCGACCUCGACCGAAUCCUCUUUCAUGUCCACAACCAUGUCGACGGCCACAUCUACUUCGACAGACAUUUCCUCGACCCUCUCUGAGACCGCGGCUGCUACGACCACGGACGCUGCUGCAGACGGCUCGAACGACCAAGACAGCGAUGAUGGUGGCUUGGGUACUGGCGUUGUCUUGGGCAUCACCCUGGGCUCGAUUUUCGCCUUCCUGGUUAUCCUUGCUCUGGCACUCUUUUGCUUGCGCCGCAGGAAACUCAAGCACCACAAGGCAGCUGGCACUACAGGUGGCGACGGCGACCAAGAUCGCAGUAUCAUGCCGGAAAAGAAUCCUGCCAUGUUCACCGACAUCCCACAAAAGCCUCCGCCAUCACCUGGUCACUUCCGUGGACACAACCCCCAGGGCUCGGCAGAUUCUUACUCAUCCAUGGCGAUCCUAAUGGGUCGCAUGAACCAACCAAAGGGGUCGGCCAGGAAAGGUAGUAACGAGUCCGGACGACACUCUGUUGCCUCUCUCCACAAACAUUUCAAAAGCACCAUCAGCAAGCCCAUUCCCCAGGAUGACAGCAAUCCUAUACUAGGCGAUGAGCGCAAUGGCACCUCUGAUCCUGACGCAAUGGAGCCUCAGUCUAGAAACCGGAACCUGGUGCCGACAAAUGCCGAUGGCACACGGCGGAGUUCUGGUUGGAAUCGGUACUGGUCAGGUGGGAGCUCUCUACAGAUCCUUGGAUUUGGCGGUAAGCGCAACACGUCAGCUUCAGACCAGAGCUCGCAGUACUCCCAAAGCUCAGGUCAGAACCCCAGCAGAACAACUCAGGAUUCGGCGACAGUGCCGCCUCUGAACUUUGGGGGUAUGACGGCAAUGAACCGUGUCAACUCGGGAAGCCCUGUCGUGACUGGCCAUGGGCACAAGCUCCCAUUUGGCGAGGGUAUUCCUGUCAAGAUUGAACGUCCCUCGUCACGGGCCUCGUCAGGCGGCUACUCUAGUGGCAUUCCCGAGAGCGUGAACGAGGCUUGGGAUCCUACCGGCUCCGACGCUCGCGAGAAGUCAUGGGGUCACGACCGAGCCCCCAGCAGCGUCUACAACUCUGGUUUCAAUUUUGGCACCGCCCUGGCGCCCAGUGAUGCGAAGCGACCCUCACCACCCUCCGGUGUGAGUCAGCAACCUCAGCUGUCCAUGGCGUCCAAGUCAUCAGACAUGAGCUGGCUCAAUCUUGGUGACCAAAAUCGUGAUCAAAACCGAUAUACGCAGUGGCCGGCUACCGGUCCGAGUCAGUCAUGAUGUAUGAACAUCGCUGGCUCCGCCUUCUGUUUGUCAUAUAUACAAGCCAAUCACUCUUUACUCGACUCCUUUUCACCCUGCGCUACGGGGUCAAGCGCCCCCCAGAAAUGGACAACAAGGCGUCCCCUUUUUUUCCCCGAUUCCCUGGGCCUGUCCUAUAUCGCAGCACCGGAUUUGCUGUCGAUCUCAAGCUACUCGUUCUGCCACAUACAACACCUUCGUUCACACGCCACCUGCACUACAAGCGCCUGUUGCACUUUCGCCUCCCCCCAUCUCAUACUAAUUGCGGGUGUCAUUGCGGCAACUCGAGAGACGCAAAAUCUCUCAAAUCUAUGAAUCUUUGUUCAUCUGCAAUGCAUGCCUUGACGGCGUCUUGGG